UCCGGAGAAUUUUGUUGUGUUUCAACAUUUUUCAAAAAUGAAAUAUUAUUUAUUAUUGAUUGGCAUUUUCAUUGGUAUACAAUUUAUAAUUUGCAUGGAAGAUGGUGGCAGCGACCCCAAUCGAAGAGCCAAUAAACCGAUAUGGAAUGAAACAUAUGCGGAUGCAUUGAAACGUGACCUUUUAAUGUCGUACGACAAAUUUGCAAGACCGACGCAGCACUAUAACACGACAAAAGUGACACUUGACAUGAAAAUCAAGCAUGUCGAUUUCGAUGAGAAAACAUCAAUCUUCACCGUUUAUUCGUGGUUUUUUAUGGAUUGGAACGAUGAAAAACUGAAAUGGAACAAAACCCAAUAUGGCAAUUUGAGCAAACUUGCCCUUGCGCAGCAUGAAGUUUGGCAGCCCGAUAUCACGCUCUAUAACUCUGUAUCACCUCAAAAUGAUUUUUUUGGACAGGCAAAUUUUGUGGUAGAAUCAAAUGGAAAAGUAGUCUGGAUACCGCCUGCUACCUUUAAAGUACUUUGUGAUUCAAAUUUGCGCGAUUGGCCAUUCGAUACUCAUCAAUGCACUUUGGCAUUUGGCUCAUGGAUGUAUGACGGCCAUGAAAUUGACAUAGUACAAAAAGAAACAAACGAUUCGCAUCUUGAACUUUAUGUGGAAAAUACCGAAUGGGAAAUAACAAAUGUACAACUCGUCCGAAGUGAAACAGUAUAUUCAGUGUCAGAAUCGCACGUCGAUAUGGACGUUCCAUCCGUUGACAUUCCUUACGUUGAGAUUCGUUACUACAUUGCAAUUUCUCGACGCUCAUCGAUUUAUCAUAGCGUAAUAAUCGCACCAGCAUUUAUUGUGAUUUUACUUACCUUACUCACAUUUUGGCUACCCGCUCAAUAUGGCGAGAAAAUUCUAUUGAACGGCAUCACCGCUUUGAUAAUUGUUCUCUUCUUACUGUAUUUUUCACAAAAAUUGAAUGUCAUGGCUUCGCAUACACCGCUCAUUGUUUUAUUCUACAGUCAUGCAUUGUAUAUGGUGUGCUUUUCAAUGCUGAUUUCAGUGAUUGUUAUAAAUUUAACGAGACUGAAACACCAAAAAGUUUUGCCAUGGAUCAUUAAGAAGCAACUGGAUGGAAAACUGGGCGAUUUUCUGCUGCUCGAUCAUGUUAACGAUACAGAGAACGAUCAGCAGUCCCGUUCAUCUGAACUCCGCGAGCAUCCAUUUGAAGAGGCAACUAACGACGAACAACAAAUAAUUCAGCAAUGUCGCCGUGGAAAAAAUUCAUUGAAAAAUGAUUACGUGAAAUUGGCUACGGCCAUUGAUCGAAUCGCUUUCAUCUUAUAUUUGUUUCUAUUCAUAAUUUUCGGUAUUGCUUACUCCAUUUGAUUUGUCUUGAUCUAAUUGAUUGAAUCUAAACAAAUGUAAAAAGCGGAAAUGGCACAAUGUGUCACAUGUCUAUUAACUGCUUAUUUUCAUGAAAUAAAACAAACAAUGAGUACUAGUGAAUUGCAA
Contarinia nasturtii (swede midge) is the source of this 1504-nucleotide messenger RNA. RefSeq names its product acetylcholine receptor subunit alpha-type acr-16-like. The record is from RefSeq and is a predicted model, not a curated record. Gene Ontology annotation, cellular component: synapse; membrane; neuron projection. Gene Ontology annotation, biological process: signal transduction; monoatomic ion transmembrane transport; nervous system process. Gene Ontology annotation, molecular function: extracellular ligand-gated monoatomic ion channel activity; transmembrane signaling receptor activity; neurotransmitter receptor activity. The transcript has 8 exons. NCBI's taxonomy places the organism in Eukaryota, Metazoa, Arthropoda, Insecta, Diptera, Cecidomyiidae. Bases 38 to 1378 code for a protein of 446 amino acids.